AUGAGCAGUUCGGUGUACGAGCGUCCGGCCAAGCAGGGUGCGGAGGACACCGAGGAGUUGGCACCCCUAUCGCCUGAGGCCUACAGGCUGAAGUACAAGGGCAUAUACUCGCGCCUGAUUAGCGACAUAUGGGAUGACGCACCAGAAACCGCCGAGUCGUUGGGCAUGGCGGAUUCCAGCUCGCAGCCUUGGUCGGCGGGGGAUGUGCGCAACACCGACUCUCCGGGUGCAAAAGCGAGGGCGGCUACGGCAGACGUCACAGACAAGGCGGAGGGCCAAGGGGGCGGAGACGACAGCUUCGAAAAGCGGCCUCUUAGUUCCGUGACGCUGAACUUAUCUGACGAGCGGCAGUUAUCAAUGCAGCUACAGGACCUGAUAGCGAACAACUCCGACUUAGGGACACGGUUGUUAUCGCUGCUCCUCGUCAGCUCGGGCAACGCAGUGGAGAUCAUCAGCCGCAUCAACUCGAAGGACCGCGACCUCUCCAGCCUGGACACCCUCCGGCUGCUCAAACCGUCUAGCCAGUCGCCCCGACUGUCGGGCAAAGAGUUCCCCUCGAGUGACGCGGACGGUGAUCGCAUGGCGAACCGCACAACAUGCACCUCUAUCGGAACAAAUAGCACUACGGCUGCAAAGAACAAGGACGAAGAAGAGCUGUUGAAGCUCCAGUUGGAGAAACGGCGGCGAAACACCGAGGCCAGCGCUCGGUUUCGGAUCCGGAAAAAGCUCCGGGAGCAGGAGAAAUUGGGUAAGCUGAAACAGCUGAACGGUGAAAUAUCAAGCAUGUACAAGCGCAUCGACGAACUAAUGGAGGAGAACAGGUACUGGAAGCGGCGACUGGACGAGCUAAACGAGCGCAAGUCGAAGGAGCGCCUGGAUACUAUCAGACGCAGAAACCAGGCGGCAAGGUCGGACGGCGACCGCUGA
Molecule: messenger RNA, 927 nt
Organism: Eremothecium gossypii ATCC 10895
Lineage: Eukaryota; Fungi; Ascomycota; Saccharomycetes; Saccharomycetales; Saccharomycetaceae
Gene: MET28
Product: Met28p
Exons: 1
Coding region: 1-927 (308 amino acids)
Biological process (GO): regulation of transcription by RNA polymerase II
Cellular component (GO): nucleus; Cbf1-Met4-Met28 complex
Molecular function (GO): RNA polymerase II transcription regulatory region sequence-specific DNA binding; DNA-binding transcription activator activity, RNA polymerase II-specific
Source: RefSeq, marked provisional